UCCCGCUCCGGCCUUUGACGGCUGCGUCGCGGCCGUUCGCUCAGUCAUCGCUCGGUAGGCGAAGCCGGCACGCCGUGGAUGAGCGGUCGCGCGCGCGCGAAAGCUCGCCGAAUCCUGAGGAUUCGUAAAUUCGGCCCUCUGGACGGGCGGAAAGAGGAGGCACCUCGACGGAAACCCUCGGUUUCCGGCCGAUCCGUCAAGGACAAUGUCUCCCCGCGGCGGCAAGUGUACGCGUGUCAACAAACUGGCUGGCAAAGGUGGGCGCGCGCUUCGCGGCCAUCAACAACAUCAUCAUCAUCAUCAUCAUCAUCGGUAUCGAUCCUCCUCGAACGAGCCGUCGGCGGAACCGGUGAAGGAAACGACGGGCAUCGGCCUGUCCAGCAAACCCAGCACGAAAACGACGACGACCACGACCACGACGAGAACAGCCAAUAAGUCUGCGGUGGCGGCGUGCGAGGGUCGAUCGCCGUGGGCGGCGCGCAUGCGCCAGUCCCUGGAGAAUGGCCUCGAGCCCCAUGAAAACGGCACCCUGGCGCAAAGAUGCUCGGCGAGACGGCACCGCGAUCAGAUCGACGCCACCAACGAGGCCAACAACGAUCGACUCGACGAGACGACCCACGGAGAUGGUACUGUAUCCUCGUCGACGCCUUUGUCUUCGCCGGCGCUCUCCUCCUCCACGGACGUAUCCUUCAGGUGCUCCACCUCCCCUCCAUCGACCGUUUCCUCGCCGACGCGCUCGACUUCUUCGACUUCCGCGUCCGCGGUCUCCCACGAGAAACCGUCCGAGAGCCACAGGCCUGACAACAAAUCGGUGGACUCGGGUCGGCACAGUGAACAGGAUCGGAUCCGAAAGCGGAAGCAGGAGAGACAGUGUGCCACGAGGUCACGGGAUAGCAGAGGCUCGCCGGAGAAGUCCUCCGUCGUGACCACGACGACGAUCUGUGCACCAUCGUCCGCGAUAUCCUGCUCUUCGCCGUUCUCCUCCUCCGUGUCCACCACGUCCGAAAAGGUGAACGAGCAGCUCGCACAUGUCAACGCGAGAAGCUGCCCGUCCUCGCAGGCGUCGGCCGUAGAGGCUCUCCGCAGUGUCCUAGAAAGCUACAGCCGUAACAGAAUCUACCUUGCACAUGUGUCUUUCUUGGAUUGGCGGGACUUGCCGGGACGGCGGCGCGCCACCGUCGCCACAGCUGGCAACGCCGAGAGAGUGUGGGUGGUGGGGGCGGCUGAUCACGAAGGACACCACAGAACGCGACUGUUGGUAACUGGUCGUCACUGGCGACCGCGUUGCCUCACACGAGUAAAUAUGUUGAGCCAACCGGUUAUCUACGCUGGCGGCGGAAGAGGCUCCCUCACCGUCGAUCUUUUCUUAUGGUGGUUCCACAAGGAAUUCGCGGUGACAGCCAUGGCGAUGCAUCCGGACGGCGCGGUGCUGGUCGCCGAGACCGCCGAUUACCUGCCGCCCGAAGCCGACUGCGUCGCGGCCGACGGUUUGGUCAGGUUGUUCGUGGUACCCAAGGACUGCCUGGAAACGGGGAUCGUCGUGAAGGAGAUGAGAGUCAGAUUAGCUACCGGUGUACUUUCCAGAGCCUCCUACGGCGUCCACCAGAACACGGCGUCCGCGGAAGACGAUGCUUUGAACGUCUUCCUCAGGAGGUUCACCCUGAAGGAAGCUUUCGCCGAUCUCCACAGAGCCUGGCUGAGCGUGAGGUCGGAAACGUUCGCCAGGAGUUGGAUCCCCGCUCACGAGGACAACUCGGUCGGAUGCUCGAACCCUGGGCCGAGUUUGUCCUCCAGGGUACAGGUGUCAGCUGAUCACGAGGAGGACAGGAUUCUGCUGAUCGAGUUGCAGAGUUUAGCCAGGGAAGUGGGUCUGGAGGUCAGCGACGAGGAGCUGAGCAAGUGGAUCCUCGACGAGGAGAGCGAGCUGGCGCGUUGCGUAAGGAAGAAGGAGCUCGAGGAGGAUCAUUGCCGCGUAAAGAUCGAAGCCGAGGAGAGGUGGACCGAUUAUGGGGAGGAAGACGCCCAGGAGGAUGAGGAGGAGGAGACACCCGAAGACGAGCCCACCGCGGAAGAGGCGGUCGGUCUGCUGUCGAGGGUGCUGACUUGGAUGGAAAGGGAGCCUCUCGAUCCAGGACUAUUACUCGCCGUCAGAUCGAUGCGCGAUACCGCCGCACUCAUGGCAAGCAAGAUGGGCCUGGCAGGGACACAUCCAAGCGGGCUGCCAUUCUUCUGCCCAAACGGGGACCAUCUAACUCAACCACCACCUGCCCAUAUGGGAAUACCACCGUACGGGACAUUGGAUGCGGGCAAAGCGGCCGCAGCGGCCGGUGAGUACUGGUCAUCAGCCACCCCUGGACAACCACCCACCCACCCCGAACACUGGAAACGUCUUCUAGCUGCGGCAGCCUCCACAGGUCUGACGAGAGCGCCGAUGUAUCCCUUCUCCACGGGUCAAUAUCCGUACCCCAUGCUUAGCCCGGAAAUGACGCAAGUCGCUUCCUGGCACACACCAAGCAUGUACCCCAUCUCCCCGGCAAGCGCUGGUUUCCGUAGUCCGUAUCCCACGAGUUUGCCAAUCACAAGUUCUAGUUUACCAAGUGAUCUUUACCGGUUUUCGCCGACGGGCCUGAUGCCCCCGCAUCCUGGACUGAGUCCACACGCACACGCGCUAACGUCUCACGCAUUGGUGCCCUCGACGCCGAAAACAGACCAUUCCUCUUUGGAUCACAAUCACAGGUCUACGGUAGAACAGAAGAAUUCCACAUCGCUGGUGAAUCCGGACAACGGGAAGUCUGUGGAUUCGUCACAACAGAAUAACCAAGAUAAAAAGAAACCCCAUAUAAAAAAGCCUUUGAACGCAUUUAUGCUGUACAUGAAGGAGAUGAGGGCGAAGGUCGUGGCUGAGUGUACCUUAAAAGAGAGUGCUGCUAUCAAUCAAAUAUUGGGAAGACGAUGGCACUCGCUAAGCCGGGAGGAGCAGGCGCGGUAUUAUGAGGCUGCCAGGCAGGAGCGCCAUCUUCAUCAGCAACGAUAUCCCGGCUGGAGUGCCAGGGAUAACUACGGAUACGGCAGCAAGAAGAAGAAGAGGAAGAAAGAGCGCUCCGCAGAUCCCACCGGAGGUAACAACAUGAAGAAGUGUCGCGCCAGGUACGGAUUAGAUCAGCAAAGCCAGUGGUGCAAGCCGUGCAGACGUAAGAAGAAAUGUAUCAGAUACAUGGGGGAGGGAGGAGACGGCGACGGCGAAGGUGACGGCGAAGGCGAGGACGAUCACUCGGAGGACAACUUGGGCAGCGUGGGGGAGGCAGGCACUCCCGAAGAGGACGAGUCCCUGAGCAGUCCCGGGGGUUUGUCCGCGUUGUCUAGUCUGGCCAGUCCGUCGCUGGUGUUACCGUCGCCCUCGAGUCUGGCCAGCCCGUGCCCGUGCCCUCUGACGCCCCCAGUGCCGCCUCCGCCCCUGUCCAGCAACCCGAACAACCAGCAGCACAACCAACCGGCGCAGCUGCCGCCCCCGCACCGCAACCCCGUCGGCACGAAUCCCCACGAUAUCAACAAUCCCCUUAGCGUGAACCAACUGACCGGACAGUGUAUAAAGAGUGAAGUGGUGCCGGCACCGUCGGGCACGUCUAAUCCGGCGAUCAGUGUUACGUAGCCCCGGCCGGACCCACGUGACAAGACUGUUGCAAUACACCGUGUCAUCCGCAGGGUCCGUGUACGUGUACAGACGGGAAGUACGCUGAUGGCCGUCACAGACAUUCGGGGAACAGAGAAAGCGGCGGCGUGCUGGUUGAUUUUCGUCGUGAUCCUCCACGAGCCGGGAAGACACCCUCCUCUGAGCAGCAAAGUCUUUCCGGGAGACUGGUCGUAGAGUUCGAUCAUGACGACGGUCCGAGGAGCAGCUUCUGGCUCCGUGAACGUCGAGUCUUCGUGGAUAGGGACGACCUUUGGGCGGACAUACCGGAAGCUGGACCGGUCGCUCGACUGAAUGUCGGACUCACGAGUAAUUGUGUCUGGGCCUCGCCGCGCUCGUUCGCCAGGUUUUACGCCCGGUGGCCCCGACUGCAGUGUGGGUCGCCGGGCAACGGACGUUCAUGCGUGUAACGGAAGAACGAACGAACAAAUACGAGAAACACGAACAAAUUGAAGAUGAGAAAUACUCAGGACCAAGUGUCUGGCUGUAGUCACCCGCUCGAGGAAAUUUUGCGUGCUAGAGAAAUUAAGAGCAUCUGUGGUGGUUUCUUGCGUGCAUGAUCUGUGUGUCAGGGAGAGAGAGAGAGAGAGAGAGAGAAAGCGUGAGAAAGAGAGCUAGUGUAAGAGUAAGUAAGGAUAGACCGGCGAGAAGAUGCGCGUGACACAGCUUGUAGUCCUUGUUACGUUGUGAUGCCAAUGACUGAGAGGUCAUGUUCCUGUGCCAGGUACUAUAUUCUAUAAAGUAAUUAUACCGCAAACGUAUAAGCUAAAGGUAACACGAGCAGAAUACGUGCGAAUGUGAGAGAAAGGCAGCGUGAACGUAACAUGUGCGACAGGAAGGGAGAAAGAAGCUGGACGGUGGUGUACGAAAGCGGGAAUGAGAGAAAGAGAGAUUGAAAGAAAGAAAGAGAGAGUGAGAGAUAGAUAGAUAGAAAGAGGAUCGAAGACGAUGAUAAGUCGUAGAGCGAGACAUUUUAUUGUCAUUCAUUUAUUCGACCUCACGGUGUCAAGAUACCUAUCUUCUGUAUGUAAUUUGUUAUUUUUUUAAAAGUCUAUACACAGUGCGAUUAAUUAGCGUGUAAGAUUUCUUUCGUUUAAGCCCCCCAUACUUUUAGAUCGUGGCCCCUUGCCCUCCUUCUACCGGAAAAUUUUCGAUUAUAUCUGAUCUUCGUCGUUGCAUUCUUGUACGACCUACCCUUUCUGCAUUCGACGAUCAUGGUCGACGACGAGACUAAUCUGCUGAAAGUCAAGGUCACUUCGACGAACGACUCGGUGAUCUAGAACAUGACCGAUUCGUUUGACUUUCGAUGCUAUCGUAACGUGAUCGAAGAAUGAAACGGCAAUCGUAGGAUUUAUUCGCGGGAGCUUUGCAAUCCAUGAAACGUGUCCCGAUCCGCGGAUCUCCAUCGCAUAAUACGAUAUAAUAUACGAAGCUAUCUAGGUGAAAUCUCUCAGGAAUAAUCUGUCCAAACUCGAAAUCGAAAAUCGAAAUCCUUCGUG
This is a messenger RNA of Megalopta genalis, 5187 nucleotides long. Its product is annotated as protein pangolin, isoforms A/H/I/S. Lineage: Eukaryota; Metazoa; Arthropoda; Insecta; Hymenoptera; Halictidae. Gene Ontology annotation, molecular function: RNA polymerase II cis-regulatory region sequence-specific DNA binding; DNA-binding transcription factor activity, RNA polymerase II-specific. Gene Ontology annotation, biological process: canonical Wnt signaling pathway; regulation of transcription by RNA polymerase II. The record is from RefSeq and is a predicted model, not a curated record. Gene Ontology annotation, cellular component: chromatin; beta-catenin-TCF complex.